AUGUCUCGAAUCCCUUACCUACGGUCUCUGCUCAGCGGAAAGCAUCAUGUCACCGUAUUUCAACUGCACAAGAAGUACGGGCCGAUUGUCCGCAUUGCACCGAAUGAGCUUGCUUUCAGUGAUGCCGAGGCCUGGAGGGAUAUCAUGGGACACAAGAACAAUGCCGAAGAGUUUCCCAAGUAUCGUCCCCUCUAUCGACCAGGCCGAGCUGUACUCACGCCACAGGACAUAAUAUACUCAGGCCGGGACGAACACGCCGCAUUGCGGCGGCAGCUAUCUCACGGGUUCUCUGACAAGGCCAUGAGAGCCCAGGAGCCCCGUAUCCUGCAAUUUGUCGACCUCCUCAUCAAACGGCUACACCAGUGGAACAAUAAUGGCAAGAGCCCCAUUCGCAUGGACUCGUGGUACAAUUUCACCACAUUUGAUAUCAUUGGUGAUUUAGCCUUUGGAGACUCCUUCAACUGUCUGGAAUCCUCCGACUACCACGAAUGGGUCAAGUGUAUUUUUGAGCUGAGUCGUCUGGGAGUCUAUUUCCAGGUGGAAGAUUAUUAUCCCUUGAUGAAGCGCAUCGUCAACCGAAUGCUUCCGAACCGGGCGCUUGAGAGGCAAAGCUUCCACAACACGGUCAACAAGGCCAAGUUGCAGAAAAGAAUAGAAGGUGGUGAUCGGGAUGAUCUGAUAGAAGGGCUCCUGAAAAAGAAGGAUGAGUGGAACCUGUCGAUGGAGCAGUUAGAGUCGAAUUCCACACUGCUCGUUAUUGCAGGAUCUGAGACGACGGCCACAGUCCUCUCUGGUGUCACGUACCUGCUCGCAUCCAAUCCUCACACCCUUGAGCGCUUGACCGAUGAGGUUCGAUCGACGUUUGACAGUGAAGACGAGAUUACCAUCGAAUCCGCCAGCCGACUUCGUUAUAUGCUGGCUUGUUUAGACGAGACGCUGCGAAUCUAUCCACCCGUGGCAACCUCGCUUCCAAGAAUUACUCCAGAAAAGGGUGGAAUUGUUGCUGGGACAUUCUUUCCCCGAGGUACUGUCGUAGGCGUCCACCAUUGGGCUGUAUAUCACAUGGAAGAGCACUUCAAGGAUCCCUUCAACUUCCAUCCGGAACGAUUUUUGGGGGACCCAAAGUUUGCCAACGACAACCGAAAGAUCUUGCAGCCAUUCCACGUCGGGCCGCGAAAUUGUAUUGGCAGGAAUUUGGCAUACGCCGAGAUGCGACUGAUCCUCGCGCGUGUAGUAUAUAAUUUCGACAUGAAACUUGCGUCCGAGAGUUCUGGGUGGCUGAACCAACGAGCCUUUACGCUGUGGGAGAAGAAUCCCUUGAUGGUGUACCUCACUCCCAGAACUGACAAGGAGAAGUCGGCACUGUGA
Metarhizium album ARSEF 1941 is the source of this 1368-nucleotide messenger RNA. Its product is annotated as cytochrome P450 ClCP1. The coding region runs from base 1 to 1368 and encodes 455 amino acids. NCBI's taxonomy places the organism in Eukaryota, Fungi, Ascomycota, Sordariomycetes, Hypocreales, Clavicipitaceae. The record is from RefSeq and is a predicted model, not a curated record. Gene Ontology annotation, molecular function: oxidoreductase activity, acting on paired donors, with incorporation or reduction of molecular oxygen; iron ion binding; monooxygenase activity. The transcript is spliced from 3 exons.